AUGCAACAAUUGCUCCCUGUGGCAAUUCGUUAUGUCCUAGAGAAGCCUGCAAGGUAUGCAAUAAAUCGAUUGUGCUUCUUCUUCAAUGUUAUAUGUGCAAAGACGGUAGAUGUUUCCAAGCUAGAUAAGUUGGAAGAAGAUGUAAUAGUAACUUUGUGUUUGCUUGAGAAGUACUUUCUCCCUUCAUUCUUCGAUAUCAUGGUUCAUCCAGUAGUACAUCUUGUCAGAGAAGUUAGUCUAUGUGGGCUAGUUUAUUUUAGAUGGAUGUAUCCGUUCAAAAUAUAUAUGAAAGUGCUAAAGGGGUAUGUUCAGAACCGUAAUCAUCCUGAAAGUUGCAUUGCUGAGCUGUAUAUAGCUGAAAAAGCUGUAGAGUUUUGCACCGAGCAUUUAUCUGAUGUUAGUACAGUUGGGGUGCCAUCAAGCCAGAAGAUGGGACUUUCAAAGCCCUUAUCAGGUUGCAUAGUGAGUUUAGUUUAUCGGAACUUGUUGAAUCAGGCACAUCUAUAUCUCUUGGAGAAUACGGAGGAAGUUCUACCUUAUAUCGAGUAUGGGUUUUAUUCUUAA
Messenger RNA from Prunus armeniaca (apricot), 564 nucleotides. The record is from the annotation of a GenBank genome assembly. Lineage: Eukaryota; Viridiplantae; Streptophyta; Magnoliopsida; Rosales; Rosaceae.